Messenger RNA from Pipistrellus kuhlii (Kuhl's pipistrelle), 4420 nucleotides. RefSeq names its product taxilin gamma (gene TXLNG). Gene Ontology annotation, biological process: regulation of cell cycle. NCBI's taxonomy places the organism in Eukaryota, Metazoa, Chordata, Mammalia, Chiroptera, Vespertilionidae. The record is from RefSeq and is a predicted model, not a curated record. Gene Ontology annotation, molecular function: syntaxin binding. The transcript has 11 exons. The coding region runs from base 358 to 1914 and encodes 518 amino acids.
CUGCUGCCGUCACCUCAUGGCGACGCGGGUAGAAGAGGCAGCGCGGGGAAGAGGCGGCGGCGCUGAGGAGGCGACUGAGGCCGGUCGGGGCGGACGGCGACGCAGCCCGAGGCAGAAGUUAGAAACAUCUCGAAAAACAUUGGAAGUCCGGCUUGGUCACUCAGGACUAUCUAAUGCCACAGUCGAACCUUAAGCAUUGUGGGGGUGGGGCUAGGGGCACCUUCCCCCGCGUAACGUGUGACCCCAACACUUAACCGCACAGCUGUCCCUCGGUAUCGAGGGGGCUUGAUUCCAGGACUCCGCAGAUCCCCAAACCCUGCGGAUGCUCACGUCCCCUAGAUAAAAUGGCGAAGAUCCAUGCAUACAGUCGGCCCUCUGCAUCCAUGGACUCCCAACCCGGCAUGGAAAGCAGUGCAGUUUGUGAUUGGUGCAAUGGAAGAAGCUGGAAUGUGCGGGUUAGGGGUGAAAGCGGAUGUGUUGCGUACUUCUCAAUCAAACGAUAUUCUUCAACAUCAAGACUCACAUUGUGGUGGAACAAGUAACAAGCACUCACUGGAAGAGGCUGAAGGCUUCAUAACAAAACACAGGAGUUUGGUGAACCCGGCCUACUGCACACAGGAGCCAAGAGAGGAAAUUCCUGGGCAGGAAGCUAGAACAGAUCCCCCCGAUGGUCAGCAAGAUUCAGAUUGCAACAGGAACAAAGAAAAAACCCUAGGUAAAGAAGUUUUAUUAUUGAUGCAAGCCCUAAACACCCUUUCAACUCCAGAAGAGAAGCUGGCAGCUCUCUGUAAGAAAUAUGCUGAUCUUCUGGAGGAGAGCAGGAAUGUUCAGAAGCAAAUGAAGAUUCUGCAGAAGAAGCAAGCCCAGAUCGUGAAAGAGAAAGUUCACUUGCAGAGUGAGCACAGUAAGGCGAUCUUGGCAAGAAGCAAACUAGAGUCUCUCUGCAGGGAACUUCAGCGUCACAAUAAGACGCUAAAGGAAGAAAAUGUGCAGCAGGCCCGCGAGGAGGAAGAGAGACGGAAAGAGGCAACCGCACACUUCCAAAUUACUCUGAAUGAGAUCCAGGCCCAGCUGGAGCAGCACGACAUCCACAACGCCAGGCUCCGCCGGGAGAACAUCGAGCUGGGGGAGAAGCUGAAGAAGCUCAUCGAACAGUACUCCAUGAGGGAGGAGCACAUUGAUAAAGUGUUCAAACAUAAGGAAGUACAACAACAGCUUGUGGAUGUCAAGCUUCACCAGACCUCACAGCUGAUAAAGGAAGCUGAUGAAAAACAUCAGAGAGAGAGAGAGUUUUUGUUAAAGGAAGCAACAGAAUCGAGACACAAAUAUGAACAAAUGAGACAGCAAGAAGUACAACUAAAACAGCAGCUUUCUCUUUAUAUGGAUAAGUUUGAAGAAUUCCAGACUACCAUGGCAAAAAGCAACGAACUGUUUACAACCUUCCGGCAGGAAAUGGAAAAGAUGACAAAGAAAAUAAAAAAACUGGAAAAAGAGACACUAUUAUGGCGAACCAAAUGGGAAAACAAUAACAAAGCGCUUCUGCAGAUGGCUGAAGAGGUGAGGUGGUUUCCCGUGACUAAGAAAACUGUCCGCGAUAAAGAGUACAAGGCCUUUCAAAUAAAACUGGAACGGUUAGAGAAGCUGUGCAGGGCUCUUCAGACGGAGAGGAAUGAGCUCAACGAGAAGGUGGAAGUCCUAAAGGAGCAGGUCUCGGGGAAAGUGGCAGGUGCAAAACUAGCACCACGCGUGACACAGCCCUGUGCAGCCCUGGCUUCUCCUAAGGAGCUGAACACUGCCUGGCACAGCGGUGCUCGAGUCCCCAUGGUGGCCGUGCCCAAGGCAGCCAAGGAGAAGCCAGCCGCACACAAGGCCGCGUCGCUAGGCACUGGGCCAACCAUCGAGUCCGUAGACUGAGAUGAAGUACGAUCACUGUCUUGAGAGCUCUAUUUUGUGUAUAACUUUCUCUGUUAGUAGUAACUAUUGGUUUUGUGGUGAAAAUUUUCUUACUUUUUCUACCAUAUCUGUAUUUUCUUAGAACUACUGGACUUAGGUGGUACAGGAGGCUGCUUAGCGGUUUGAAUAGUUUUCCUCAGCUGUGUGGCACAUCUGCUUCGUCUGCCCUCAUUGGGAUGCAUGUGGUCAUUCGCCUUGUCCUUUCUUCACUGCUCUUCGCACAAAAUCAUACUCAUUAAAAUUUCACUCAAGACAGGACCGGCCAUUCAGUACAAGAGAACUUUGUUCUGAAAAUGGUUCCUUGAUGUGAAAACAAUAAUUCAUUUAAACAUCCUGGGCCCCAUCAAUAUUAAAAAAAAAAAAAAAAAAUCCAAGAUGAUUAGUUUUAAUAACCCAUUUAAAUGCCAAGUAAAAAACCCCUCUAGGGUUGGGACAGAAACAAACAGUGUAUUUAAUUCAAAAUAGUUUUUUUGCUAAUAUAUCACUCGGCAAAUGGAGGUGGCCGUAGCCUCAAAUUCCUCCAAGUUUUGGCAGACUAUUGUCAUGUAAACAAUGCAGUAUAUGCAGGCAAAUAAUUGGACAAACACGCUUACUGUAUGUCACAGUCCUUCUGCUUCCAUUUCAAGUUAGUUAGAACCAGUGGUGAAUUGGGACCACCCAGAAGCUUAUUAUGGGAUAGGUGGUUUGUUUUCCAUUUGGGUAUACAUCCUCCACUUCCCACAGAAAGCAGCUACUGAUAGCCCUUUAAGACAACUUUCACCAAGCAGAAGUCCCUCCACUACCUUCUGGCUAUUUGAAAUUGGUGUUCAACUUUUAAAACAGUCCUAUCAGCCAAAUUCUCCAUUCAACUGAAACAUUUCAUUUCCAAAACAGAGAGACUGGAACUAACAUUUUGAACUUUGGGAAAACUUAGCACAGUCAAGUCAGGAUGUUGUAGGAAUGCUUUCCAUUUGUUUCUCACCCUUUUCUUACUGUUUUAUUUUAAAAGAAAAACAGUAUUAUCAAUGUCUCUACACUUGGGAUGGGGGACUUUUGAAAUUAAGCACAUCAUCAUUGUUCUUUACAGAGUCAAAUGUAGUAAAUGGUUACUAAGCUGCAGUUAUUAAAGUUUUGAUUUCCCUAGUAUAAUUUGCAUUGAAACAUUUGAUGAUAAAAAAGACUCCAAUAGAACUAAUGUUAGCAAAUCCCACUGAACAAAGCUACCAAACUGACACUUAAAAUUGCUUACUGGACUGGAUAAACUCUUCGUUAACAUUUUAUUUGUAAAAUCCUGUCACAGUCAUGGUCUAAACUGUAUUAAAAGAAUGAAAAUUGUCCAGUAGGUAGAAAACAGCACCUGGAGUGGAGGAUUAGAUCUAAGCUUCCACCAUCGGGCGUAUUAAUCAAGGGACCAGAUGGUGGAGGAAAAGAAAUCCACAAAGUAGGUUAUCUAAUCACUCUGUCAAAAUGAGUUGGAAACAGAAACAAUCAUCCCCUCCCUCAAAUAGCCUCUUAUAAAUACCCCUGCCCGCCCUCUGCUUCUAAUGAAAUAUUGGACUCAUUUCCCAGGGAGGAAAUGAAGCUAUGUAUAUCAGAAAUAUCUACUUUAAAAUUAGUACUAAUCACAUUUCACAAAAAUUCUGCUGGAUGUACAGUUCUUAAUGUCUUAAGCCAUUUGUGUAGCCCACCACGUCCCAUUGUGUUUUGUGUGGAAGACUGUAAACCUUUGAUCUGUUGCCUAUUUUCAAGGGCUUUAUAAAGCAAUGUGAUUAACAGUACCUGGCCUGCUGCUUCUGGCUUACUAUGUAUUUCUAGCUAGAUGCUACCAUGGUGUUUAAAGGACAUUGAUUCUGUCUUGGGUGUAUUUGAUGUCCUUUCAGAAUCUGUCCUCCCAUUAUCCUGUGAAUAAAAACACGGGACCCUGCGAAGGACACUCUCUUAAAGCAGUCACCUCACCAGCCCAGUGUUGUGGCUUUGUAGCACGCUGUUGUACCUAAUAUAUUCUAGAACACUGUACUGCUACUAGCUGGCCCAGAAAAGGGCUAAAUAAUGUCAAACUCACUUCAAUUGCAUUUGUUGCACUACCAUGGAAUCUAGUGUAGUUAUAGUGGCAGUAGAGAAAACGGGCCAUUUCAUCCUGACGUGUAGGAGUAUAUUUCUUGGUCUUAAGACCAGUAUUUUUAGUUAUGUAUGCAACUGCCUUUCUUAUCAACACCUGGUUAUCACACUUCAAUUCUCAGGUGUUGCAGAAAAAUCUACCUCUUUCAGACUGUAGAUGGAAAUAACUGUGAAAAAUGCAGAUAUCUUCUAGUUUGUGCUAAACACACUGCUUUAUUUUUACAGCCCACGUCUUUCAUGAGGAUACGAAUUGUUGAGGCAGUCUUGUUUUGCUUUUCAAAGACAUUUUGUAGAGAUUUUUUCACUAAUGUGAAUCUGAUUUUAUCUACUCAAUUCUGUAUAGAUUAAGUAAAUAUGUAUGAUAAUUUAA